GCCAAUUUGGAGGGAAAAGCUUACAAAUUCAAAACUGGGAUCAAACAAAAGCCCCUUUUUCCUCUCAUUUCCUAUAGAAGUUCGAACCUAUAGAACGAUUCUACCUACUACUCCAAUUUCAAAGCAUGAAUUGAAAACCAAACCAAACCAAUGAACAAAAGGGCGUGCGGCAACUAAUUAAUCGAUCGCAAGAUAUUCCUUUUUGUGGAGAAUUUUACGUUUUUGGUUAGCCCUAAUUUUUCCUUUCCGGAUUCUUGUUUGCCUCAUUUCUGCUGUUGAAUCCUCUACCUACCGCUUCUCUGUCUGUAAUUCUUGGAGAUAGAUUGAGUAUGUCGGAGAGCAGUGGACCUGAUUUCAAUCUACCGGAUGAGAUUCUGGCGGUGAUUCCAACGGAUCCAUAUGAUCAGCUCGAUCUUGCUCGUAAAAUCACCUCCAUGGCGAUUGCUUCUCGUGUGUCGAAUCUUGAAGCUGACAUGAUAAGGAUGACGCAAAAGCUUAAAGAGAAGGAAAAAACCAUUUAUGACCUCCAGGAGAAGUUGUCUCACCUAGAGCACGCGAACCAGGAAGCUGAAUCUAGGUUGAAGAUUGCGCUCGAUGAUAAUACAAGGCUUGCUAGGGAACGGGAUUCACUAUCAAUGACUUCAAAGAAACUUGGACGUGAUUUGGCAAAGCUGGAGACAUUUAAGAGACAACUUAUGCUAUCAUUGAGUGAUGAAUCCUCUCAAACUGAAACUGUUGAUAUUGGGACCUGUGAUCAAGCAGUUCCUAAAGCAUAUACUGACAAGGAUGAGGUAACUAAUGGACACACUGCACAUUCUUUCAGUGGUUCUACAGAGACGAGAAGCACUUUAAAUGAAGGAAAACAUAUUGGACAAAGAUUUUCAUCGUCGUACAUCACCCCAAGGCUCACUCCAUCAGCGACUCCAAAAAUGAUUUCAACGAGUGUAUCCCCCAGAGGGUAUUCCACUGUUGCUUCUCCACAGAUAACGUCUGGUUCAACUUCUCCAACAAAAGCUUCAUACGAUGGACGAAUUGCACUAUCUCCAUGGUACCCGUCGAGCCAGCAGUCUUCAGCAGCAAGUUCUCCUCCUCGUUCUCGUCAACUGGCUGGUCGCUCUACUCGAGUGGAUGGCAAGGAAUUUUUCCGCCUAGCCAGGAGUCGUCUGGACUACGAGCAGUUUAGCGCCUUCCUUUCGAACAUAAAGGAACUCAAUGCUCAAAAGCAGACUAGAGAGGAAACUUUAAGAAAAGCAGAAGAGAUAUUUGGGACAGAUAACAAAGAUCUUUUUCUGUCAUUUCAAGGAUUGCUUAACCGCAAUGUUCACUAGGCCUCUCUCUUCUUGAGAUUGUUUACAUCACACAGGGUCUCUCCUUUUAGAUUAUUAGAGAGAAAAUUCAAAAUGUUUGUUCUCAACUGUCUUGCUCUCUCCUAAGGCGCAUGUAUGCUGCAUGCAGACUCACUAUGUUAUUGUAAAAUAUAAAAGAUCAAACCCUGUUGGAGUUGAAACUUCUUAUUUCUGUAGAAACAAUGAGUUUGGUUUUUAAGAAGAGUAAGCAAUAGAUUUGGAGGGGUGAAAGAGAGAGAGAGAGAGAGAGAGAGAGAGA
Messenger RNA from Benincasa hispida (wax gourd), 1605 nucleotides. Its product is annotated as interactor of constitutive active ROPs protein. NCBI's taxonomy places the organism in Eukaryota, Viridiplantae, Streptophyta, Magnoliopsida, Cucurbitales, Cucurbitaceae. The record is from RefSeq and is a predicted model, not a curated record.